ACCCCCCCGGCCCGGAUGGUCUGUCCCGGGCGGGCCCACGUGCGCGGGGCGUGCGGGGGUGUCAGGAGCCCCAUGGCCGGGCUGCCGCGGCUGGUGCUGCUGCUGAGCGGCAAGAGGAAGUCGGGCAAAGACUUCGUGGCGGAGGAAAUACAGAACCGGUUGGGGCCGGAUGUCUGCGCCAUCCUCCAGCUGUCGGGACCCCUCAAGGAGCAGUAUGCCAAGGAGCACGGGCUGGAUUUCCAGCGCCUGCUGGAUGCCAGCGAUUACAAAGAGACCUACCGGCAGGACAUGAUCCGCUGGGGGGAGGAGAAACGCAACACAGACCCGGGCUUCUUCUGCAGGAUCGUGGUGGAGGGCGUAACACAGCCCGUCUGGGUGGUGAGUGACACCCGGCGCCUGUCGGACGUGGAGUGGUUCCAGGACGUGUACGGGUCCACGGUGCAGCUGGUGCGGGUGGUGGCGACGGAGGAGACGAGGAAGAGGAGGAACUGGGUGUUCAUAGUGGGGGUGGACAAUGCGGAGUCCGAGUGCGGCCUGGACCAGGGCGUGACCUUCGACUGGGUCAUCACCAACGACGGGGACGAGCUGUCCCUGGACAGCCAGCUGGAGAAGCUGCUGCACUUCAUCUACAGCAAAUUAUAGCGUCCUGCAGCGGGCGGAGAGGCCGGGCGCAGCCCAGGGCUCAGACCAAAGACGGGGGCGGGGUCCAGCAAGCCCCGUCCGGGCUGGGACCCCGCUGUGGGAGGCGCUGCAGGUGGAGGGCCAGGCCCGCUGAGUGGGGCUGCGCCCAGCCUCCAUUCCAUAAGGGCAGAAGGCCAAUUCCAGGGUUCUUUUCAGAGCCCGUUCCAGGGGGUUGCACAAUGCCCUGCCGCAGGUGCCGUUCAGCCUCUCGCCCUGCGGGACCCCCCUGCACUGAGACCAAACUGGGCCCCAGAGCAGGUCCCUGGGCCCUUGCCCUGUCCUCAGCCUCCAGGGCGAUCCCCCUCCCCUGGGGGACCCAGAGCAGGGUCUCCGCACCUCUGGGGUGGAGGACAGGUCCUUGCUGCGGCAGGAAUGGCGGCUUCCCUCUUGGGGCUGUAUAACGAGCGGUAGCUGCCCUGCCUGCCCCACGGCUCAGGCCAGGGGUUCUCAAACGCUUUGUAGUGUGACCCUGUGUGCGGGGCUGACCCCUCGCGACCCCCAGGUUGAGAACCCCUGGCUUCCGCCCAGGCCGCUCUGUCCCGGCUCACCGGGUCCCUUUGCAUCCCGGCUCGUUGGCAGCAUGGCCUGGGGCUGCCAUCACCUGCGCCAUGAAUGCCCAGCACCGCUGCCCCUUGCUUAGCUGCCAGCCUCCCUGCACCGUCGUGCCCCACGUGGCGGCGGUUAUCUGUGCCUUGCUGACGGGCGGGGUGGGAGGCUGUAAUGGGUGCCCAUAUACCAGCCUGCUCCACCCUGCACUGCUUUCUGGGUCACGGGGACCCGUGCCCAUCCAUCUCGCCUGCUGUGAACCCCCGCUGGGAACGUAGCUCCUCGCCAUUGGCUGCCCGGCUGGGCACGCUGAUCACGGCCCACAGCUCCAGGGACAGAUGUCGAUACGAGCGGAGCUCCUGGCCCUGCGGCCAUGUACCUGGCUGCUUGCGGCCCUGCCGGGGACAGGCCCUCUCGCUUCACCCAGCCACUGGGCCCUGAGGGUCAGAGCCACCACAGAAGGUAUUGGAGCGCUUUGCCUGGGCCAAGCCGGGUCGUGCAGCACCGGUGUCGGGCUGGCAUCCUAGGGCUGCGUCUCCGGGUUUGUGACUCCGCUGCUCGCCUGACCGCUCUCCCACAAGGGAGCCAGAGCGAUGGGGUGUCGCUGCACCUGGAAUAAAGCUGGCAGGUGAGAAACGCC
Messenger RNA from Trachemys scripta elegans, 1867 nucleotides. It is a transcript of the gene PMVK, whose product is annotated as phosphomevalonate kinase. Gene Ontology annotation, biological process: cholesterol biosynthetic process; isopentenyl diphosphate biosynthetic process, mevalonate pathway. The transcript has 5 exons. Gene Ontology annotation, molecular function: phosphomevalonate kinase activity. Bases 16 to 642 code for a protein of 208 amino acids. Lineage: Eukaryota; Metazoa; Chordata; Testudines; Emydidae. The record is from RefSeq and is a predicted model, not a curated record. Gene Ontology annotation, cellular component: cytoplasm.